UCGUGGACGGAGGGAGAAAGCGCUCUAGCGUACUGGAGCAGGUUGUUGCUACUGCAAUAGGGAAACAGCUGAAAAGUCUGCCGCGCAUGACGAGAGCGGGGAAAGGAAGCUCAGUUGACCUGUCCGUAGCUUUAACGAGAUGCAGCCUGGAGAUUGAAUUACUUGGGGGAGGUGCCGCCGCUCGAAGGGCACGGCUUAGCUUGCUUUUUUACAUAGAAGGAGUGGAGGAAGUGGAAGUGUUUGUUUUGCUUUUCUCUCCUCCCUGCCAGUGUCAAAGCGCGGGGGAAGCGGAGCGGCUGUUUUCUGCAGUCGCCGCCCGGAGGGGUUCCCUUCACGCAGUGGCUCUGGAGCCCCUUGUUCUGUCUGGAGCACCGGGGCGAGCUGGGCCCAGGAGGGGAACGAGGUGGCCGUUGCGCCUGCCCUCCCUCGCUCCUUCCUGCCUGCCUUCCCUCCUCCGCUCCCCUUCUGGUGCCUGACAAAAGGAGACGGAGGCGGCGUCUCCAAGAGUGUGACGGGCGGGAGCAGCGCAACAACGCCGCCCAGUUGAGUUACUUUACUUUCGAGGCAGCGGCUGCGUGCUGAAGGAAACUCGCCGCAGCCCAGGUAGCCUGCGAUGAACGGCUUUGGCCCCGAAGAAGUAACCCGCGGCGGGGGAGAAGCCGCCGCUGUCCCCGCGGUGGUCGCCAACGCCGCCGCCGCGGUGGAGGUCCUGCCGCCGCCGCCCCUCCCGCAGCCGCCGGCCGGGCUUGGGGCUGCCUCUUCGGCCGCCGCGGCGACGGCGGCCGGCUCGGCAGGCCCCCCUGGGGCGGCCGGCCCCGGCGUGGGGCAGUUGUGCUGCUUGCGAGAGGAAGGCGAGAGGUGCAGCCGAGCUGCAGGCAACGCCAGCUUCAGCAAGCGGAUCCAGAAGAGCAUCUCGCAGAAGAAGGUGAAGAUCGAGCUGGACAAGAGUGCAAGGCAUCUUUAUAUUUGUGAUUUUCACAAAAACCUAAUCCAAAGUGUUCGGAACAGAAGAAAGAGAAAAGGCAGCGAUGAUGAUGGUGAUUCACCAGUGCAGGAUGUUGACACUCCAGAGGUUGAUCUGUUUCAGUUGCAAGUAAACACACUAAGAAGAUACAAAAGGCACUUCAAGUUACAGACCAGACCAGGACUUAACAAAGCACAGCUUGUUGAAAUUAUUGGAUGUCAUUUUCGGACUAUUCCAGUGAAUGAAAAGGACACCUUAACCUAUUUCAUCUACUCUGUGAAGAAUGAUAAGAACAAAUCUGAUCUAAAAAUGGAUAGUGGUGUUCACUAAAUAAGUGAACUUGAGACUGGCAGAUCUAAAGACUGUUUUGGAUGUGCUGAAGCUUUCUUUAGCUGCUAUCCAGAUGGAGAAUUCUGAUUUUUUGUUUUUUGUUUUGCUUUUUUGAGGAAAAAUACUCAUUAAUGAGAUUUCCAUGGUAAAAAAAUAUUUUAAAUAAAUAUUAUUGAUGCUCCUG
This is a messenger RNA of Varanus komodoensis (Komodo dragon), 1478 nucleotides long. RefSeq names its product Sin3A associated protein 30 (gene SAP30). Gene Ontology annotation, molecular function: transcription coregulator activity; protein binding. Gene Ontology annotation, cellular component: histone deacetylase complex. Gene Ontology annotation, biological process: regulation of DNA-templated transcription. The transcript has 4 exons. The record is from RefSeq and is a predicted model, not a curated record. Bases 614 to 1294 code for a protein of 226 amino acids. Lineage: Eukaryota; Metazoa; Chordata; Lepidosauria; Squamata; Varanidae.